Ipomoea nil (Japanese morning glory) is the source of this 902-nucleotide messenger RNA. RefSeq names its product LOB domain-containing protein 15-like. The coding region runs from base 132 to 782 and encodes 216 amino acids. Lineage: Eukaryota; Viridiplantae; Streptophyta; Magnoliopsida; Solanales; Convolvulaceae. The transcript has 3 exons. The record is from RefSeq and is a predicted model, not a curated record.
CUCUUUCCAUGCCACCACCCCCAUCCCAACAUACCUAUAUUUUCUGUCUUUCUCCCCUCAACCCCUUCCCUCUUUCUCUCUCUUCAAAACCUCAUACACCCUCCACAUAUACAUACAGCAUAUAUGCCUGAAUGUCCAGAGAAAGGGAGAGAUACGAGGAGAUAGGGAAGAAGAUAAAGCGGGAGCACGAUGACUUGUCUCAGAUGGGAAGAAGGCCGCCACCGCCGCCUCCCGGCGGAACCCUAAACACCAUCACUCCUUGCGCCGCCUGUAAGCUUCUGCGCCGUCGCUGCACUCAAGAAUGUCCCUUUUCGCCCUACUUUUCCCCCCACGAACCCCACAAAUUCGCCUCCGUCCACAAAGUUUUCGGAGCUAGCAACGUUUCCAAGAUGCUAAUGGAGGUUCCAGAGAGGCAAAGGGCAGAGACGGCGAACAGUUUAGUAUAUGAAGCAAAUGUGAGGCUAAGAGAUCCAGUUUAUGGGUGCAUGGGGGCAAUUUCGGCAUUACAGCAGAAGGUACAAGCUUUACAAGCUGAGCUUAAUGCAGUGAAGACAGAGAUUAUGAGGUACAAGUUUGGGGAAGGCACCAAUAAUGACAUUAAUACCAUUAUUCCUUCUUCUCAUCAUCACCAUGCAAAUGCAUCUUCACUUCUUACUUCCGGUGUUGUUUCUGUUGCUGCACCGCCGCCCUCCUCCUCUUCAUUCUACACUCCGCCACCGUCUUCUUCCUCUGCCGCCGAUUUUGGCAUCGUUUCCAGUGAGAAUAUAUCGUAUUUUGGGUGAAUUAAUUAAUUAUGGACCUUUCAUUCUGAUUUAUUUAACUUAUAUAUAUUUAUGACGGAAUUUAUAUAUAUAUAUAUAUAUUAUAAUUACAGGUAAUAAAUUGAUCGUUGGUACCAUAAA